Closterium sp. Yama58-4 is the source of this 6985-nucleotide messenger RNA. The record is from the annotation of a GenBank genome assembly. Lineage: Eukaryota; Viridiplantae; Streptophyta; Zygnematophyceae; Desmidiales; Closteriaceae.
AUGGUUCUCGCAGACCCAGCGAACACUGCAGAUUUGUCUGACGGGGCUGCUAGGGACCGACUACCAUCGGACCAUGCUAGAGAGGCUGCCGCGAAUGGUGGUGCUGACGUGGCAGGAGUUGACAGGGCUAGCCGCAUUCUUUUGCUGAGGGAUUGGGCGGAUCUAGUCGACGCUAUCCACUCGCACAAGAGUCUGCUGCACUCCUACAAUAUAGACAUCGACAGAGAAGCUGAGCUCAAAGAUAGGCUCCGUGAUACAGCUAGAAGGCCUCAAAGCGAACGGCAGAAUCUCAACAGCUACGGGCAAGGAGCAACUAACUGGAACACUCCUCCGCCUCUCUCCCCUCUGCUGCAGCAACCAUGCUCCCAUGGCAUGCCUCUGGUGCAGUGCCCCUCGCUACAAGCACACAUCCAGGAGCGCAAGAACGAGCUGCUAGACGUGUCCAACGACCUGCUGGACAACGCUGGAGACAUGAGCCCCCGGCGGGCAGAAGAGCUCCGACUGCGCAGAAAGUCGCUACAGCAAGAGAUCCAAACCCUGCAGCAGCACUCACAGCAAGGCGCAACGACCUCCCCUCACCUCUCCUCUCCAUCACCUGCCAUGCACACAUCAUCACCACACUUCAACCACUCCUCACCACCCUCCACCCAUCCCUACCGUCCUGCCACCCCAUCCUUCACCACACCUGGCUCUCGGCCCAUGCCGUCAUCCAAUGGCUGGAGCACACCUCCCAGAAGCACCUGGUCCUCUCCUCCUCCUUCCCGCCCCACUCCUCCCUCCUCCACUCUGGGUGCUAAACAAGCAACAGGCAUGGGCCCAGCAGCAGGUGUGGGAUCAGCGGCAGGCAACGCAGGGUCGUUUGCAGCAGCAGGCAUGUAUGGGUCAGGUGGAAUGAGCGCUGCUGCAGGAGGCACAAACGGAGGCUAUGCAGCUGUGAAUGGAGCGAUGAGCAAUGGCGGAGGAGGGCUCUCGUUUUCCAACGGAGGAGGAUACGGAGCAGUGAACGGGGGAGGGUAUGGGGGAGUAGGAGCAGGGCACGCAGGAGGAGGGGGAGGAGGAGGAGGAGGGAGAGGAGGAGGAGGAGGAGGAGGGUUUACAUCUCCCCCGGGGGGAGGAGGAGGGGACGAGAAUGGUGGGGCAGCGAGGAGGGGGGAGGUGGUGCCGGUGUGUCUGUCGGAGGUGCGGUUCAGUGAGGGGUCGGCGGACAAGCUGUGGGCUCGCAAGGACUUUGCAUGGACGCGAGAGCUGGAGGAGCACAACUGGAAGCUGUUUGGCAACCGGUCUUUCCGGGCGAAUCAGAGGGAGGUGAUGAAUGCUACCAUGAGUGGUAGAGACGUGUUUGUGCUCAUGCCCACGGGCGGGGGCAAGAGCCUCACAUACCAGCUCCCAGCAGUGUGCUCGCCUGGAGUCACGCUGGUGGUGUCGCCGCUCAUCUCCCUCAUCUGCGACCAGAUCAUGCACCUCGAACAGUACAACAUCCCUGCGGCCUGUCUGAGUGCGAGCCAGGAGUGGCCGGAGCAGCAGCGCAUCCUGCAGGAGCUCUGCUCGCCGUGCUGCCAGAUCAAGCUGCUCUACGUCACCCCGGAGAAGAUCGCCAGGAGUGACAACCUGUUUCGGCACCUCGAGGGGCUGUACCGGCGGGACCUGCUGGUGCGCAUGGUGGUGGACGAGGCACACUGUGUGAGCCAGUGGGGGCACGACUUCCGCCCCGACUACCAGGGCCUGGGUGUGCUAAAGAGCAAAUUCCCGUCAGUACCGCUGAUGGCGCUGACAGCCACGGCCACCCAUGCAGUGCAGGCUGACGUGGUCAGUGCUCUCUGCCUCAAGCAGUGUGUUGUCUUCAAACAGACCUUCAACCGCCCCAACCUCAGGUACGAGGUGAGGGCGAAGGGGCGGCGGUGCAUGGAUGACAUAGACUCGUUCAUCCGCAGCAGCGGGUUCUUCAGAGAGUCGGGCAUUGUGUACUGCCUCUCAAGGAAUGACUGCGAGAAGACUGCCGAGCAGCUCACCAAGUUGGGCCACAGGGCGGGGUUCUACCAUGCCAACAUGGCAGCAGGCGAGCGGGCAGACGUGCAGAGGAGGUGGAGCAAGGACGAGAUCAACGUCAUCUGUGCCACUGUCGCAUUCGGCAUGGGCAUCAACAAGCCUGAUGUUCGUUUUGUCAUCCACCACUCUCUCCCCAAGAGCAUCGAAGGAUACCACCAGGGAGAGGUAUUAUUUGGGGCGUCAUUCCCCGUCGUCCCCCUCCCCUCUCCCCCCUCCUCUCUUCGCCUUUCACUCCAGGCUCGGGUGAAGCACAUGCUGCUGCAGGGAGCAGCAGAGGCUGCAGGUGGGAGGGGCGGAGGGGCAGGCGGCAGAGGGGGCAUGGGGCCACAGCAGCAGCUGGAAACGAAUCUGGAUAAUUUGCACCGCAUGGUGGCAUACUGUGAGAACGAUGUGGACUGUAGGCGCACGGUGCAGCUGUCUCAUUUCGGCGAGCGCUUUGACCCCGCACACUGCCGCCGCUCCUGCGACAACUGCUGCCGCGACGUUGCCUCCGCUCCCCGAGACAUCACGCGCCUGGCCCUGCGCAUUAUUUCCCUCAUUCGUGAGACGGGGGAGCGCCACACCCAGCAGUACAUUCUCGACCUCCUGCGUGGCUCUGCCAGCGCUCAGCUCUGGCGCAGUCUUCUGAAGCGCCUUCUCCAAGUCCCCUCCCCAUCCCUCCACCCCACCGCCCUUCACUUCAUGACCCAGGUGAAGCGCAAUGGGCACACAGCUCUGGCGCAGCGAAUGGCGAAGGAGAACAAGGCGGGUGGUGGGGACGGGGAGGGUGGGAAAGACACAGCCUGUAACAUCCCCUUCAUCCCCCUCCCGUCACGCCAGGUGAAGCGCAAUGGGCACACGGCUCUGGCGCAGCGGAUGGCAGAGGAGAACAAAGCGGGUGGUGGGGAUGAGGAGGGCGGGGCGGCAGGGGGGUGGAGUAGGCGGGACAUGGAGCGAGUGGUGCGGCAUCUGGUGUGUGUGGAGGUGGUGAGGGAAGACAUUAACAAGAGCGAGGCAUAUGGGUCCAUCUCCUCGCUGCUGCGAGACAAGGGACCCGUGGGCCAGAAUAGGGUGGAGCUGGCGGGACAUGGAGCAGGUGGUGUGACACCUGGUGUGUGUGGAGGUGGUGAGGGAAGACAUCAACAAGAGCGAGGUGUAUGGGCCCAUCUCGUCUCUUCUGCAGGCGAGUGUUGGUGCCGCACUGCCAGCCAAGCAUGUGUGUCGCUGCUGGGUCGGGAUGAAGAGCCUUCAAAUGGCACGCGUGGUUGGCUAAGGGGGGCUAUGGAGUGCGUGGUUGCAUUGCCAUUCUCGCUCAUUCCCGUCCCCGCUGCUGCUGUCUGCAGAUCGUCCGGUGCUGGUAACAGGGGGUUCUCUUCUGGGGUUGGUGGUGGAGUUGACGGGAUGGGAGGAGCCCCAGGAGCAGGGGGAGCAGGGGGAGCAGGGGGAGCAGCAGGGGCAGGGAAGGGGUCGAUGCCUUUCCAACAGAUGGCUGCUGCGGCUGCUGCUGCUGUUGAUUCUGCUGCUCCCUUCUCGCCGCCCAAACAGGCGGCUGAUGUGGUGCUGUCAGGAGCGGUGUACAAGGCGCUGCACGCAUUGAGGCAGACGUUGGUGCAGGAGUCGGGCAAGAACCUCGCACCCUACCACAUAUUCGGCAACGCCCAGCUGGUGCUCAUCAGUCAGCGCCUGCCCCGCACUCUAGAUGCGCUCCAGGACAUUCCCGGCAUUGGCAGGUGGGCGACUCGGAGCUGGGUAUUCAUGUCCAUCAUGCUCCCUCCUUUCUCUUUUACCAUUUUCUUAAUGCUUCCCUCUGCACCCCCUGCUCCCACCUCUCCCCCCUCUCCCCCCGUUCCCUCCUCUCCCCCCUCUCCCCCCGUUCCCUCCUCUCCCCCCUCUCCCCCCGUUCCCUCCUCUCCCCCCUCUCCCCCCGUUCCCUCCUCUCCCCCCUCUCCCCCGUUCCCUCCCUCCCUCCCCCCUCCUCCCCCCUCUCCCCCCGUUCCCUCCUCUCCCCCCUCUCCCCCCGUUCCCUCCUCUCCCCCCUCUCCCCCCGUUCCCUCCUCUCCCCCCUCUCCCCCCGUUCCCCCUCUCUCCCCCCUCUCCCCCCGUUCCCUCCUCUCCCCCGUCUCUCAUGUCAGAGUGAAGGUCAACAAGUACGGUGCCCGUGUGCUGGAGACUAUUGAGAGGCUUAUUGAAGAACACAAUAAAGGGUAUACCGGAGAAGCCAGCAACGACCACAGCAGCAAGCCUCCUGGAUUAUCUCCUGGCCAACCAAGUGCUAUGCAGAAUGCACCUGUCAACUCCUCCGCGGCUUUUCCACCCUCUGCUGAUGGGAAUUCUGUACCAACGGCGUCGGGAAACCCACAGUUUCUCUCCUCCGACUCGGCUACACUCAAAAGGAGCCUUAGGAGUGAAGCUUCUGGCAAUUUGGUGGCCCCUGGUGCUGAUGGUGAGGGGAAAAUGGCUGCUGGCGUUGGUGCUGUCGACGGGGGGUAUGCAGGAGGGCAUGUUAAAGUUGGCUUGCUGGGGCGAAGUGCCAAGAGGGCUCGAGCGAGUGAUGAAAACGGAGGUGAUUGUAUCGAGGUGGUUAAUGUGGAGGAUGUUGGAGGGGUUGGGGAGGAAUGGCGAAGUGGUCGAGAGGUGUUUGGGGAUGGAGAGGGGAGGGCUAAGGGUGUUGGCAAUGGAGUUGCAAUGAAUGGGGCGACGAUUGAGGUUGGUGACCAGGCAGGAUCUGAUUCGUUGUUUUCCGAGUAUCCCUCGUCCCUUUCUCCCCUCAUUCCCGUCUCUCCUCAUUCCCGUCUCCCCCCAUGCCAGCUGGACGCCACGUGGCACAACCUCACUGACGCCCUGGCAGGUCUCUUCUGCGCCUCGCUCAACUUCCUGCAAUCCCCCUCCUCCGUCGUCUCCCCCGCUCUUCACUUCCAGUCCCCAUUCCCUCUCCCCGAAAACCACACUCACUCACCAUUCCAGCCCCCACCCUCCUCCUUUUCAUCGCCGAACCAACCGCCGAGGCAGCAUGUGAGGUACGGCAGCAUGGCUCGGGAGCCGGUGUGCACGGAGAACCUGACGCCGUGGCUGAAGCUGCUGCCGUGCCGCGACGCAGCAGGCCUCUCGUCCCUCAUGGACCGCGGGGCCGUGUUUGGCGGCCGCUACCACUCCCUGCACACUGCCCUGUGGACCAACGUGUGCGACGAGGGCAGCGUGGGUGACGAGGAGAGUGUGGGAGAGGAGGGGAGUGUGGGAGAGGGGAGUGUGGGAGAGGGGAGUGUGGGAGAGGGGAGUGUGGGAGAGGAGGGGAGUGUGGGAGAGGUGGUGCUGCACCAGUCGCUCACAGUCGUACUCGACGCCUCCACAGAGAACGCCCUUGCUGCCGCUGCCGCCGCAGCUGCCACCAAUCCCGUCCCAUACGCUCCUUCGAGCCCAGCAGGUGCAGUGGCACAAGAGGUGCUUGAUCUGAGCGAUGUGCUUCCACUGCCGCCCGAUUGGAGUGUGGGUGCGCUGUUUGGGCGGCAGCUGACUGCACAAGGCAUGGGGGGAAUGGGGGGCGUGCAGCAAGUGGAAGCGGUGCUGCUGCAUCGUGACAUGCGACAACAACGUCAAGUGCACGCCUCUACCUCUCUUCAUUUUACCUCCGUUCAAGGCUCUAGCUCUGCCUCUAGCGCUGCUGCUACUGCAGAAGCUGCUGGCAAUGGUGCUGAUUUAGCGUUGCAAGUAGGUGACGUGGCAGCAGUCAGCUCGGCAGGCGUUCACUGGAAGCGGCGUGUGUCAUGGCAGCGGCGGCCAGCGUUGUUCGUCCUUUCUCGGUUCACCACAGGCACUGGAGAUGCUCUGGGGGGCCUGACCUUCCUGAUACAGAGAGCAGGGGGUGAUGCGAAAGAUUGGGGUGUAAAGAAGGAAAAUGAAUCUUCCAACACAGAGAGACUCUGCAGGGAGUGUAGAAGCGACACAGUGAGCGACACAGGGAGCGACACAGUGAGUGUGUUCCAGGCGGUGCCCUGGUGGCUGAAGCUCUACCUGCACACACUCUCUCUCUCCUUCGACCAUAGCCCUGUCAGCCUGAGGGACAGCAGCGCCGUUGUAUCGGCGCGGCUACAGCCGACGAGGGAGAGAGGCCCGCCUGCUGUGCUGGAGCUGCUGCUGCGCGUGCCCAGGGGAGUGUCUCGCGUUACAAUCACACUGCAGUACAGAAAGGCCUUUCUGACUGUCUUUGAAACGCCGCCUGAUGCCAGCAGAGGAGUUGACCUUCCCGCUGCCCUCCUCACUGUGCCCUCGGACCCACAGGGUCCAAGCCACAUGUAUGCGCCACCAGUGGUGGUGCCGGUGCCGCUGCCAGACCUGAGCAUGCCAUACAAUGUCAUCACGCUCACCUGCACGCUGCUCGCCAUCGUGCUGGGGUCACUCUUCAACACUCUGCGCUAUCGCCCCUCCGCUGCUGGUACGUCGAAUGGAGCGGACACAAAUGGCUCACCGAGCACCGAUAAGGCUCCUCUUGCAAAAUCCCUGGUGGAUCGUUUGAAAGAUAAUCGGAAGAAAAUUGCGCUUGUGGUGUUGGCUUUGGUUGCAGCUGAGGCGCGCGGACCAAGGGGGGAGCCGCCCUUAUGGGCGCGGAGACGGGGGGGAGGGGGGGGAAGCGCGGAACCUGCGCAUGCGGGUGCGGAGGGGGCAGCGGAAAGGGGAGGGGAGGGGUGUGCGGAGGGGCCGCUCCCGCCAUGGGUGAGGGGUGCUGACGUGGACAACCUGCCACUGACACGUGUCGCACAGAGAGACAUCUGGGAGAGCCAGCGAAUAGGAGCGUCGUGUGAGGGGCGGCGCCUGCUGCUGGCCCGCUGGUGGCCGGCGGAACACCACGGCCUGGGGUCUCAGGUGCAUCUGGCGGGGGCGUAUCUGAGCAUAGCCAUGGCGCACAAUCGCACCUUGGUGCCGUGGCCGGAGCAGUUCGACCGCGCCUUCCUCCCCACGUGCCAAG